Molecule: messenger RNA, 1437 nt
Organism: Thermothelomyces thermophilus ATCC 42464
Lineage: Eukaryota; Fungi; Ascomycota; Sordariomycetes; Sordariales; Chaetomiaceae
Exons: 5
Coding region: 141-1112 (323 amino acids)
Biological process (GO): carbohydrate metabolic process; pentose-phosphate shunt, non-oxidative branch; pentose-phosphate shunt
Cellular component (GO): cytoplasm; intracellular anatomical structure
Molecular function (GO): transaldolase activity
Source: RefSeq, a predicted model, not a curated record
CCUCUUGGUCCCCCCCAUUUAUUCUUCCAGCAACAACAAACAAACCUGCAAACCGCGAAAAUUUCCUACGCCUAGUCCUAGGUCCAAAAGCUUCACGCCUUUAUACCCGUUGUCUUUUCGCCGAUUCACUUUUGCCCAUCAUGGCCAACUCGCUCGAGCAACUCAAGGCUACCGGCACGGUCGUUGUUAGCGACUCCGGUGACUUUGCCUCCAUCGGCAAGUACAAGCCCCAGGAUGCCACCACCAACCCGUCCCUGAUCCUCGCCGCAACAAAGAAGCCCGAGUAUGCGGGGCUCUUGGACAUUGCUGUCGCCAAGGCCAAGGCCGAGGGCGGCUCGAUCGACCAGCAGGUUGACUCGGCCCUGGACCACCUGCUCGUCCAAUUCGGCAAGAAGAUCCUUGAGAUCAUCCCCGGCAAGGUCUCCACCGAGGUCGAUGCCGCUUUCUCCUUCAGCACAAAGGACUCGGUUGACAAGGCGCUUCACAUCAUCAAGCUCUACGAGAAGGAGGGUAUCAGCAAGGACCGUGUCUUGAUCAAGAUCGCCUCGACAUGGGAGGGUAUCAAGGCGGCCGAGAUCCUGCAGCGGGACCACGGCGUCAACUGCAACCUGACGCUCAUGUUCUCGAUCGUCCAGGCCAUCGCCGCCGCCGAGGCUGGUGCCUACCUCAUCUCCCCCUUCGUUGGCCGUAUCCUUGACUGGUUCAAGGCGGCCACCAAGAAGGACUACACCAAGGAGGAGGAUCCGGGUGUUGCCAGCGUCAAGAACAUCUUCAACUACUACAAGAAGUUCGGCUACAAGACCAUCGUCAUGGGUGCCUCCUUCCGCAACACCGGCGAGAUCACCGAGCUGGCCGGCUGCGACUACCUGACCAUCUCUCCCAGCCUUCUUGAGGAGCUCAUCAACUCGACCGAGCCCGUUCCCAAGAAGCUCGAUGCCGCCGCCGCCAGCGCGCUCGACAUCCAGAAGAGGACGUACAUCAACGAGGAGGCCAACUUCCGCUUCGACUUCAACGAGGACCAGAUGGCCGUCGAGAAGCUUCGGGAAGGCAUCAGCAAGUUUGCGGCCGACGCCGUCACCCUCAAGGGUCUCAUCAGGGCCAAGCUGGAGUAAAUGGUUUCGGUCCAGGAGACGGACAGAUUGUGGUAAUGGAUAUUUGAUGACUAGUCUAGAAUGGGCCGGACUGCUUGGGCAUGCGCUCGAAACAAAAAAAAUGGGUUAUCGUUAAAGCAAGAAUGCUCAGUCUUUUCGGUUUGGGUGAUGGGACACACGAGCAAGCCCGCCGAUAUAUACACACACACACACAGUCGGAAUAAACUCGGUAAAUCCAAUUUGUAAACAAACCUCAUUUUGAUUGUACAGUGCACCAGGAGUCCGAGAAGCACCUUCCUCCUCUCCUUCACCAAUCUAGUGAAGCAUUCAGGCACGUAUGCCAUGU